This is a messenger RNA of Brassicogethes aeneus, 3336 nucleotides long. Lineage: Eukaryota; Metazoa; Arthropoda; Insecta; Coleoptera; Nitidulidae. The record is from the annotation of a GenBank genome assembly.
AUGUCGAAAGCUUCAGCAGCGGCCGGAACAGCAUGCAGAAGAUCUCGAGCCUGCCUUUGCAUUAGCAGCAGGAGAAGGAGGGGAAGGGGGAGAGGGAGGGACCCCACUGGACUCGCGUGGGUCAGACUUGGCGAUUCCGAGAUUAGUUCGGCCCUCACUUUCGAAUCGCACUGUAUAACCUCGCGACGGCAGCUGCGCAGAACGUCACCGCGCAACUCCAGACGACACGUCGAAUCGCCGACCACCGAGGACUGGGAGACCGGCCUGAGAGAGGCGACGAGCCAAGCUCUGAAUCGAGAGGGCGUCUCCGACCCGAACCUGAGGGGCCACGUUUUCGCAGCUCCCCUGGUGGGAAAACAAGAGAACGUCGUGCCGUUCGGGGAUAUCAUCGUGCUCGGCAGAGGGCAGCUGUACUCGACCUUGGAAGGUCUCAAGUUCGUGCAAGAUCCCUAUCAGAACGACUGCGACGAGUGUCAUAACAAAAUUAACAGAUGCGGCACGCACCAAUGCGAGACAUGGAAACACCCAAACGAGCAACUGGUGGCGUUGUGGACAGCAAAAAAGAUAAGACACAGAGAAGGGCGCGGUCACAAAUACGAAACAGAGUAUAUUGUAUCACCUAUACGGGCAGAUUCCAGCGGGGAAUACAUGACCAAGGAUGGUAGAUUCGAUUAUACAAUGCCUGGACAUGUGUUUGUCUUGAAAAAAACACCACCUCCAUUUUUGGAUAAUAGUGUUUAUAAUAAUGACGCUUCAGAACACUUUCCGACAUUGUCACAAGGUUUGUUACCCCCUAUAAGUAAUAAUCGCGGUCCUGUAUUGUUCAACUAUAAUCCAAAUGGCAAUACACACACACAAAAUUAUCCACAACAACCUAUAAAACGCCCUGUAUCAAGACCACCCAGCACAAAUGACCCUAAGGAAAUAAUGCUAUAUAAAGAACUUCUGGAUUCUCUGGCAUCUAAAACAACCACCUCAAAUGGUCCCCAUAGGUUCGAGUUAAAUGGUAUACCAACUGCAUCUCAAGAACCUAAUUUUGCUCAACAUGGUACUACAUUUGUACCGCUACAAACUACACUGAUACAGUUACCGACCGGUCAGUUAGUUCCCGCUACGACUUUGACCCAGCAACAAUCUUUCCCAACCAGUACUAGUCAGUUUCCUCGUCAAAAAUACCCAACCCAGUCCACGCAAUUCAUUCCUAGUGCUAUAGACACUACAUAUUCGCAACCACCUGAAACCACUCGCUAUAACCCUCAGCAACAAACAAAACCUGUUACCAUACAUUAUUAUACACCUGCUGUAAGUGAGAUGGAGAAACCAUAUAGCAAACCAACCACAAGUGUCACAAAACAACCGCCAACUACUUAUGCAACCACUGAAAGAUACAGUACUACCACAACGCAUACUUUACCAGAGUACAGCGAUGAUUUUAUGUCGAGUCUCUUUCCAGAGACCACAGGUGCACAACAGAAAACAACCAAAGUGGUAACACCGUUCUAUGGAAACAUAGAUCAAGAUUUCGAGACCAGUUUGUUUCCAGAAACCACCAUAGAGCACAAACCAAGCAAAAAACCCAGCAAAAAGUACAAUAAAACUAAACCAACAACCGUACAAUUUAUCGAAAAAACGACGACUGAAAAAAUCAGCACCCCAUCUAGCGAUAAAACAACCAAAGAAAAUCUCGAAGAAUUCCCCGAAAAUUUUCCCACCGAACCCAUGAAACCCAUAACGCAAACCCCGCUGAAAAAACCCUACCCAGAUUCGAUAAACGAACAGCUACCACCGCCCGAUGAUAACACCGACACCACAAUACCUUACGUCAGCACUGCACCGACGCAAAAAACUACGCAAGCAGAGGCAGAGUCCACCGCAAACUUAUCCAAAGAAACGACACCAAAUUUCAGCAAAGAAACCACGCAAGCCUACAGUACGGAUAGCGAACCAACCAGUCACAUAACCAAAAUAACCAAAAAUAAACCUAGUCGCACUUCAGCCACCAAAUAUACGGUACCUUAUACGACCGUGGAACGUACUACUCAAGCUUUAAACACCUUAAAAGUUACUACGGACGAAAGUACUGUAGAGGAGAGUACUACACCUUUGAGUGAUUAUUAUUUGCCUCCUAAAUUCGAUAGAGAGACAACUAAAGUACACAGUACCACUCUAGAAGAAGAGCAGAGUACUACGGAGAUGUAUAUUCAACAAAGUACCUACAAAGAACCCACAACAGGUACUAUAUAUUACACAAAGCAACCUAUACAAACUACAUAUGGGCAAAGAAUACCUACUACAACUGGAGAAAUUACCGAAUAUGCUGACACAAAUGGCGGUACUACUCCAACUACAACACCAAUGACUACACUUACCUACGUGGGUACUACAAAACCUGUUAGAUAUACCAAAAGACCAACCAAAAAACCUACAAAACAUACAGAUGACUUUUUAGUCGACGGUAACCAAAAGGUGAACAAAGGUAGCAACAAAUUCGACAUCAGCAACGACGAUAUUUUCGGUAGUACCAGGUACGUUACGCAACCGAUGAAAACAACGAAACCAUACGUUCAGUCGGAUAUAUCCAAAGAUCUUUUUGGCAGUCAAAGAAACGCCAAGCUAAUGCAAGAUCCAGAUUUAGUAAAGCCAACUCCAAAAAUAAUAUACGCGGAUUUUUUCGAGGCAUCUACAACUGAAACGCCUCAAUUCGACUACGAAAAUUUCGGUACGACUUUCUACCAACCAAACCCCACAUCCGGUUUGUACGAAACGACCCACGAACUGAACCCUCAAACCAGUCAAAGCUACAGCACCUCUAUAAGCUUCAAGGUUAACAAGAGGAACAAAACCAGAGAAACGCGUCACGAAGAGAUACUGUACGAGCCCACCAUACGUGCCCAAAUAAGCGAGUUGGACUUGGGUAGUGCAUACAGAGUGUACAAAGCACAACUGCCAGUUGAGUCGACUACAAGGCAUACCACUACGCCUGAUGUUAAAACUCAACUGGACUCGCUGGCACUUCAAGUUUUAAAUCACGCUAAAGGUAUAGAUUACAUAAACCAACAAAAGCAACCAAAGUAUAAGAGAAGGUUUAUACCAAAGAGAAAAAACCCCCCUAUAAAGAAAAAACGAUAAUAUUUUAGGUCAAUGCAGAAUAGUUAAGAUGUAAAUAUUUUAUAUUUUUAUAUUGUUAUAAAUAUUACGAAAUAAAGAAAGUGUUGUAAUUGCCAAUUAAUUGGAACAAAAUUAACGUGCGAAUAAAUAAUGAGAAUCUUCGGAUUUUAUUGUAUACAAUUUUCUUUUUGCAUCACAUUAACUCGGCUAAUGUAUCUUUUUAGUGUG